Molecule: messenger RNA, 1510 nt
Organism: Perca flavescens (yellow perch)
Lineage: Eukaryota; Metazoa; Chordata; Actinopteri; Perciformes; Percidae
Product: 7SK snRNA methylphosphate capping enzyme-like
Exons: 6
Coding region: 1-1323 (440 amino acids)
Biological process (GO): snRNA modification
Molecular function (GO): O-methyltransferase activity; RNA methyltransferase activity; snRNA binding
Source: RefSeq, a predicted model, not a curated record
AUGACGAAAUGUGGCACCCACCCCCCAUCCUCCUCCCAGAGGGGGACACACACCACCCUCUUGCCCGGGCGUGUCCCGAUCCACAGACCUGGUAACCAUCCGAAAAACGCCAGCGGGGAACUGAUGAACCACCUCCAUGAGGGCGCCAGACUGCGCCGGCGACGCCACGGCAACCAGGGUCCAGCCAUUGAAGUUGCAGCGCACGCUGGUCCGGGGCUCAAAAGAAACAGGUGUGGAGGCGUGGCCACGCGGGCGCCGGAGAAGAAGAAGAAGGACAAGCUGCGCUUCCAGUUCGGCAACCACAGCGGUUACUACGGCUACCAGGGUUCCUACGGCGACGCGUGGGAGGGGCGGGUGGGCGCGGCCGAGGACCCGAGGCUCCGCCUCCUGGAAGCCGAUUGGUUCAGAGACCGCACGGUGCUGGACCUGGGCUGCGGCGCCGGACACCUGGCGCUCGCCGUGGCUCGCCGGUUCAACCCGGCACACGUCCUGGGGCUGGAACUGGACCCCCGGCUGGCUCGCGCCGCCACGCUGAACAUCAGGCACUUCCUGUCACAUGACCUGGCCACGACAGAGAGGAAACAGAGAGGCCCCGCCCCCUCGCCACAGAGAGGCCCCGCCCCCUCGCCACAGAGAGGCCCCGCCCCCUCGUCACAGAGAGGCCACCCCCUCGCCACAGAGAGGCCCCGCCCCCUCGCCACAGAGAGGCCCGCCCCCUCGCCAUCGGGGGGUGAGGAGGAACGACAGACGGUUAGAAUUUCAUCUUUAUUAUACAGGACUCGCUCCGCCCCCUCCCUGCCCCCCUCCCUGCCCCCCUCCCUGCCCCCCUCCCUCCCCCUGUCCUUCAGGGUGAGUCGGGGUCCUCUGGCUGCCCCCCCUCUCUUCCUCCCCACGACAUCAUCUCCAUCAUCAUCAUCAUCCUCCAGGUUUCCAGCCAACGUCACCUUCAUCCAGGGCGACUACGUGUCGGAGGCGUGGCCUGGCCGGGGCCAGUAUGAUGUCAUCAUGUGUCUGGGUGUCACCAAGUGGGUGCAGCUGCAGUCGGGGGACGGGGGCGUGGUCAGACUCUUCAGACGAGCCUAUCAGAGCCUGUCGCCGGGCGGAUUAUUCAUCCUGGAGCCGCAGCCCUGGAGCAGCUACGCACACAGCAAGAGGAUCUCGGAGUGGACGUAUCGUAACUUCCGGGCGGUGAGACUGAGACCGGAACAGUUUACAUCAUACCUGACGGACAGUGUUGGUUUCUCUUCAUACAGACUCCUCACACACACAGGUAACCAGCGGCCGAUCUACCUGUUCCACAAAGGCCCCGCCCCCAGGAAGUGAUGUCACCAGGACAGGACAGAUGGAGGAAGCUGAUUGGUCCUUACAUAUUCUGUAUAUAUUAUGACUGUGAGCUCACAGCUGAUUGGCUGAACGUUGGAGACAGUUUGAUGAUAUCACAGAGGAGAAUAAGCUGUGAUUGGUCGAAACUGGCUCAAAAAACCGGAACAAAGGAUUGUGGGAUUUUUUC